AACUUAAAAUUAAUAAUUUUUUGACCUCCCAAGAUUUUAUAAGAGAGUUGGCUUUGUUUUAACCUAUUGAAUUCUUUGCAUAAAGCAACUGCAUUUUUAUACAAACCACGAGGAGAUCUUAGAGCCGAGAAAGUUGACACAAGCAUUCUCUAAUCAUCUGUUCUGUGUAAUAUUUCAUGAUCCCUGUGCAUGUGUGUUUUGUUCCUAUUACUUUGCUCAUACUGUGCGCACCUACUUAGAGCCAACAACGGUGCACAUUCUGUUAAAUUCAGACAUCAAAAUCUAUUCUCUAUCAAGGGCACAUGAUUUUCAAGAGACUAUCACUUACAUGAUGAAUCAAUUUGUCACUGGAAAAGUUACCAUUAGACUUUCGGCAAUAUUUUUCUGUUACUCGAGCAGGUCUUUGUAUGGUGACAAAGCAACAAAGUUGCCUGAAAGGACAAAUGAAAUGACUGCAGUUUAUGCAAAGCACUGUGUUGAAUUAGCUAAAGAACUUGGUCUCCCUUCAAUCAAUCUAUGGUCAAAGAUGCAGGAAACUGAGGGUUGGCAGAAAAAGUUCUUAAGCGAUGGCUUGCACCUGACAGCAGAAGGUAAUGCAGUCGUCCAUGAAGAAGUUGUAAAAGUUUUCAAUGAAGCCGGGCUUUCAGCCCCGAAGAUGCCAUAUGAUUUCCCCCACCAUUCAGUAAUUGAUGGGAAAAAUCCUGAAGAGGCUUUCCGGAAUUUAUGCACUGGGGUAUAAUGCAGUUUUGUAAUGAUUGACUAUUUAUUAAAACAAUCAGAAUUCAUUAUAUUCUUUUUAUCUAAAGCAGGGCAAAUACAUAUAUACUGUGUUUUGUAUUAUCCAUUGUAUCAUGCUUCUGGUUGGAACAUGGAACGUACGAAAGCAUGAAAAUGUAUGAAUACCAAUUAAAUGUGCAAGCCAAUUGCUCGUCUGAGGGAGCAAAUCUCUACA
Olea europaea var. sylvestris is the source of this 952-nucleotide messenger RNA. Its product is annotated as GDSL esterase/lipase At5g62930-like. Gene Ontology annotation, molecular function: hydrolase activity, acting on ester bonds. The transcript has 2 exons. The record is from RefSeq and is a predicted model, not a curated record. Bases 329 to 739 code for a protein of 136 amino acids. Lineage: Eukaryota; Viridiplantae; Streptophyta; Magnoliopsida; Lamiales; Oleaceae.